Molecule: messenger RNA, 2049 nt
Organism: Neomonachus schauinslandi (Hawaiian monk seal)
Lineage: Eukaryota; Metazoa; Chordata; Mammalia; Carnivora; Phocidae
Gene: TAF1B
Product: TATA-box binding protein associated factor, RNA polymerase I subunit B
Exons: 15
Coding region: 36-1805 (589 amino acids)
Biological process (GO): nucleolar large rRNA transcription by RNA polymerase I; RNA polymerase I preinitiation complex assembly
Cellular component (GO): RNA polymerase I core factor complex; RNA polymerase transcription factor SL1 complex
Molecular function (GO): RNA polymerase I core promoter sequence-specific DNA binding
Source: RefSeq, a predicted model, not a curated record
ACGGGCCCGGCGGCGGCGGCGGCGGCGCCGUCGUCAUGGACCUGGAGGAGGCGAAAGAGUUUAAAGAAAGAUGCACUCAGUGUGCUGCUGUCUCUUGGGGUCUUACUGAUGAAGGCAAAUAUUACUGUACUUCUUGCCACAACGUUACAGAAAGAUCUAAGGAAGUCAUAAACACUGGGGCUAUCCCUAAUACUAAAAUACAAGCCAUCAGCCGGGGACUUAAAAGAAAAAGAAAACUUGAGAAAGGCUGGGAUUGGUAUGUGUGUGAAGGUUUUCAGCAGAUACUUUAUCAACAAGCAGAAGCCUUAAAGACCCUUGGAGUAGGCCCAGAAUUAAAGGAUGAAGUUUUACAUAAUUUUUGGAAGCGCUACCUUCAGAAGAGCAAGCAGGCAUAUUGUAAAAACCCAGUUUAUACCAGUGGAAGAAAAGCUACGGUAUUAGAAGAUAACCCAAGUCAUUCAGACUGGGAUAGUGAGCCUGACCUGCUGAGUGACUUUAGCUGCCGUUCUUUUGUUGAAAGUGGAACAGACUCUCAGCCUGAUGGCCGCACUCAGAAGCCUUUCCCCAUCAGCAAAGCAUCACAAUCAGAAACAGCAUCCAUCUGUUCUGGAUCUCUCGAUGGAGUCGAAUAUUCACUACGAAAGGAGAAGGGAAUCGUGAAGAUGACGGUGCCAAGGACACUUGCUUUCUGCUAUCUGUCAUUACUGUGGCAGAGAGAAACAAUUACUCUUUCAGAUCUUUUGAGAUUCGUUGAAGAGGGCCAUAUUCCUUACUUAAAUGCUUUUCAGCAUUUUCCAGAAGAGAUGAAAUUAUAUGGGCGUGACAAAGGAAUCUUUGCUAUAGAGUCUUGGCCUGCCUAUGAGGAUAUCUAUAAAAAAAUGAUUGAAAUUGCCAAAUUCUUAGAUUUGCCACGUUUUCCAGACAUAACUGAAGACUGCUAUCUUCAUCCAAACAUCUUGUGUAUGAAAUACUUGAUGGAAGUCAAUCUCCCUGAUGAAAUGAAUGAUUUAACCUGCCAAGUGGUAAAAAUGACUGGAAUAGGAGAAGUGGAUUUUCUGACAUUUGAUCCCAUAGCUAAAAUGGCAAAAACAGUUAAAUAUGAUGUGCAAGCUGUCGCUGUCAUUGUAGUAGUAUUGAAACUGCUCUUUUUAUUGGAUGACAAUUUAGAAUGGACUUUGUCUAAUAUUGCUGAGAAAUACAAUGAAAAGAACAAAGAAGAUAAACCCUGGUUUGAUUUCAGAAAAUGGUACCAAGUGAUGAAGAAAUCUGUUGAUGAGAAAAAACAAAAGUGGGAGGAAGCCAGGGCAAAGUAUAUGUGGAAAAGCGAAAAGCCACUCUACCACUCAUCCAUUGACAGAGCAGUGGUAUAUAAAAGAAGAGAAAUGGUGGUGAGUCUACAAAAACAAUUUAGCACACUGGUUGAUUCAGCACCAACUGUUGAAAAGAAAAGUCCUUCAAGUUUUCAGUUCAACUGGACUGAAGGAGACUCUGCUAGAACCUGUUUCCAUGGACAUGGCCUCCAGGGGAUCCUGAAGAAGAAAGACCAGUCACUGACAACCAAGAAUUCGCUAUAUUGGCUUAGUACACAGAAAUUCUGUAGAAGCUAUUGUAAACAUGUGACAACCUAUGAAGAAUCUAAUUUUUCGCUGAGUUAUCAGUUCAUAAUAAAUCUCUUCUCCUUCCUGCUGAGAAUAAAGACCUCUUCCCUCCAUGAAGAAGUGAGCUUAAUUGAAAAGAGACUUUUUAAAACAAAAUAUAGUAAAACGAAAAAGAAAUCAAGAUCCAGGAAAGGGAGAAAAUACUGAGAAAAAUGAAAUAGAAACUUUCUUGGGAAAAUAGUUUAAUAGUGAUAAUAAUGUCAAAUUAUAAUAUUCCAGAGAAUUAUGGGAAAUAGAAUUUGAUUAUAUAUCCACACAUACAUAGAUACAUAUAUAUGUAUCAAAUGUGCUUAUAAAAAUGUGUAUUGGAAAGUAAGUGAAUUGUGUUUGAAUGUAUUUUUUAAAUUAUGAAUAUUCUUUGAGAAGAUUAAACAGUAAGUUUUAUAAAUGG